Messenger RNA from Exophiala viscosa, 2318 nucleotides. RefSeq lists its product as uncharacterized. NCBI's taxonomy places the organism in Eukaryota, Fungi, Ascomycota, Eurotiomycetes, Chaetothyriales, Herpotrichiellaceae. Bases 236 to 2092 code for a protein of 618 amino acids. The record is from RefSeq and is a predicted model, not a curated record. The transcript is spliced from 2 exons.
CCACGUCGGUGUUGUUCGAUACAUAGGUGACCUUGUCAUACAGACUUGGUUGAGAGUGCUUGACACCCGCAGCAUCCCCAGUGCGGAGCACAUGCACUCCAACUAUUGGCCGUCAAAGUCGCGUACAAACCACGUCUCCUCAUGCCGCUCUAUGUACUGCGUUCUUGGAUAUCAAGCAAUAUAAUUUCGACACCGACAAAGCCUACACAACCUCAAACUCAGGCCAAACAAUAGUAUGGGUGAAAAGGAAGACAAAGAAAAGGCUGAGAAGCUCGCAGCGGCGAAAAAAAGAGUUGCACAAUUGCAGAAGAAGAAGAAAGCAGCGACCGCCGGAACGAGCACGGGCGAAAAGAGUGCGAAAGACAAGCCAAAGAGUGAUGCCACGGUCAAGGAAGAUGAGCCUGAAGUAGAAGCCGAGCCGGCCACUGAAGAAAAGGAAGCCAACGUAGAUGGCGAAGAUGCCGCAAAGGUAGAAGAAGCAGGCGCACAAGACACUACGGCAGAAACAAUAGACGCGGACGAGGCAGCCCUCAACGAAGCCAUCCAAGCGGGCAACGCGGCACCCGCAGAUCCAGAAACACUACAAUCCCCAGAUAUUGUUACUCCUCCGGCAGAACAGGACUCCUCGUCUACGAGAGGACCUCGUCAUACAACACGACAGCCGAGCAUUAGCCUCCAGAGCAAGAUUCGAAGUACGAGUUUCAGGGACAAUGGCCCUCUUAGUCCGGCCGCAAGUGCUAAUAUGUUGGCCCGGGUAGAAGAGCUGGAGAAAGAGAACAAGCGGCUGGCGAAAGAGGCGGAAGAACAUGAGAAGAGGUGGCGCAAGGUGGAAGAAGAAUUAGAAGAGCUUCGAGAACAGAAUGCUGAGAAGUCGGCGUCUACUGCAGGCGACACCGACGACGAGCUUACCAGGCUGAGGGCCGAGGUUGAGACAUUAAGGCGCAAGGCCAGCACCGGUGGUCGAAAGGAUAGUACCCAUGGUGCAGGAGAGGAAGUUGACACGUUGAAAGCUGAGCUUGAGAGCAAAGACUCGACGAUUGCCGACAUGCAGCUUGAGAUAUCUCGUUUACGAGGUCAAUUAUCCAGUCAGUCGCAAGGACGCGAGUCGCAUGGAGAGCAAGUUACGGCGUUGCAGAUUUCAUUGGCGAAUGCAGAAAACAAGUUGCGCAGUCUGGAGACCGAGUUGGCCGACACCAAGAAGGCAUUGUCCAAAGCGAGCGAGAAGGCUGUUCUCGAUGGCACAGAACGAACAAGCAAGGACACAAAGCUACGGAGUCUCGAGAGAGAACUAGAAGAAGCUGUGUCGCAAACGGACGAACUCACGAAGAAGGUCGAGCAACUGGACAAGAAGAUUGAGGCUAUGAACAAACUGCAUCGAGAAGCGGAGUCAAGAAAUGCUUCGAAGUUGGCGGCAGCUGAAGCCAGCGCUCGAGAAUUGCCGGCUCUACGCUCAAAGGUGGAGAAGGCCGAGGGUGAGAAUGCACGAUUGAGAGAGAAGCACAAGCGUGUCAUGAGUGGCGAUGCGGGAGGUGAAGGUUUGGACGAACUCGAAGAUGAAGAGCGCCAGAAACUCGAGAAGAAGAUUAGAGACCUGGAAGCGCAGGUGUUCGACUUGCGGCGUGGUGUCUGGCGGGACAAGAGGGUACAAAUGCAGCCACGUGGUGACGAAGGGUCGAGAACUUCGAUGGACCCUGGCGAAGACUUUGACGAGGUUGAUCUGUCUGGGUCUGGCAACGCGAACGGGCGGAAGAGUAUUGGUGGCAAUCAAGCACAACAGGUUCGACAUUCUGGAUUCUCGCAGGUGUUGAAUUCUGGCCUGGCUGCGUUCCGGGUGAGCACGACCUCGCCUGAAGCGCAGCAACGAACCAACCGUCCUCGAAACGACUCUCUGCUUCAGGAAUUUGCAGAAGAUGACGCCUUUGAUGAGGAUGCCUUUGCCCGGGCUCAAAGAGAGGAAGAGGCCCGUAAGAUGGUCGAGCAUGUGAGAGAGGUCAAGAGAGGGUUGAAGCAAUGGGCUGGAUGGAGGUUAGAUCUGGUCGAUGCCAGGAGGGCUGGUGCCGGUGUAGGGUUUGGAGAGAUUUUUGAUGUUUAGCAUGUUAUAGAUUCUCAUGGUAUAUUUUGAGGCAUAGCAAGAGCCUGCGUGCUCGAGUUCACAAGGUGUAAGGUCGAGUCCGGUUGUCAAAUGAUGCGAAAAAAUUGACCACAUUCCAAGCGGACAAUCUUACUUUCUCUUCAUUCUUCCGCUCACUUGCUUUCCUUCACAACUUGAUGCAACACCUUCUCAUACUCUUCGACUUCUUUUGCUCCAACCAGUGUAA